Daktulosphaira vitifoliae (grape phylloxera) is the source of this 1050-nucleotide messenger RNA. Its product is annotated as lactosylceramide 4-alpha-galactosyltransferase-like. The transcript is spliced from 3 exons. Lineage: Eukaryota; Metazoa; Arthropoda; Insecta; Hemiptera; Phylloxeridae. The record is from RefSeq and is a predicted model, not a curated record. Bases 1 to 1050 code for a protein of 349 amino acids. Gene Ontology annotation, biological process: glycosphingolipid biosynthetic process. Gene Ontology annotation, molecular function: alpha-1,4-N-acetylgalactosaminyltransferase activity.
AUGGUUUGGCUGGGCUUCAAAAAAAUGUAUGUACAAAUUGUACUUAUUUUGAUUAUACCAUUAAUUUUUCUAUACAAUAUAAAUUUUUCCGAUUCAAUUAAAAAAACUCUGAAUAAAGAAAAAUAUUUGGUGAAUUGUCAUUUUGAAGAGCCUCAUAUUGAUUCAUUGAUUGAACUAAAUUCUAAUGAAGUCGCUAAGAACAGUAUUUUUUUUGUCGAGACAUCAUGUAAUCACAAAAAUGGCAUCAAAUUGAAUCUUAGACAAGGAUGUGCUAUAGAAUCUGCAGCUCGACUUAAUCCUAGUUCUAAAAUUUUUGUUUUAUAUCUGUCUCCUAGUUCUGUUGAAAAUAAGUCUGAAGUUCUCAUUAAAUUACAGAAAUAUAAAAAUAUCAAUCUAAGGUAUGUUAAUUUAAGAUCAUAUUCAGCAAAUACACCAGCACAAAAUUUUGUUACUUCAAAUACAAUAUAUACAAGUAAUUGGCCUGUGUCUCACACUAGCGAUUUACUAAGGUUUCUCACUUUAUGGAAAUUUGGAGGUACCUACUUAGAUCUCGAUGUCGUUCUCUUAAAGUCACUUGGCAACUUUUCUAAUUUUGUGAGUAAAGAAUCAGAUGACUCGAUUGCUUCACUUGUGUUAAAUUUUGGUACUGAUGAUCUUGGUAAAUCUGUAGCAAAUACAGCAAUUAAUGAUUAUGUUAACAACUAUCGAGGUUAUAACUGGGGCUACAAUGGACCUGGAGUUAUAACUAGGACUCUUCAAAAAAUGUGUAAUACUAAUUCUAUAGUGGAAAUGAAUAAAGACAAAUGCCAGGGCUUUACUAUAUUUGAUUCAGAUGCUUUUUGUCCUGUACGUUGGGAAGAUUGGUAUAACUACUUUAAUGCAAGUAUGAGUGAUGAAAUUAUGAAUAGUAUAAAAAAUAGCAUAGGUAUUCAUGUCUGGAACCAGCAUAGUAAAAAUACAAACAUUUUCAUUGGAUCAAAACAACCGUAUGGUUUAGUGGCUCAGAGUUAUUGUCCUGAAGUUUUUUCCUUAGCUAGGCAUAUAUUUUAA